AUGGCUCAAUAAAUUGAUCUUGAUAAUGAGAAUUAACUCCCUUUAAAUACUAAUGGUUUCACAGAUUCAGCUGUUAUCACUUGUUUCCAUUGUGAUUAAAUUGGAGAAACAAAAUUAAUAUAUCAAAGAGGAAUGUGGACAUAUUUAAUGUGUAUAUUAAUGCAAUGCAUAUGUGGGUUCAUUUUUUGUAUUAUUCCAAAGGCCUUUAGGGUCGGUUGUCUUGUUUAUGAAUGACUGCAAAGAUAUUUAUCAUAUCUGUAGAAACUGUAAAUAAGUGGUUGGAAUUACUGAAAAACAAAUUAAAUUUUAAUGA
Messenger RNA from Paramecium sonneborni, 313 nucleotides. The record is from the annotation of a GenBank genome assembly. NCBI's taxonomy places the organism in Eukaryota, Ciliophora, Oligohymenophorea, Peniculida, Parameciidae.